Molecule: messenger RNA, 2335 nt
Organism: Zingiber officinale
Lineage: Eukaryota; Viridiplantae; Streptophyta; Magnoliopsida; Zingiberales; Zingiberaceae
Product: mitogen-activated protein kinase kinase kinase 3-like
Exons: 11
Coding region: 140-2146 (668 amino acids)
Biological process (GO): protein phosphorylation
Molecular function (GO): protein kinase activity; ATP binding
Source: RefSeq, a predicted model, not a curated record
UCUUUCCUUCCUUCCUUCCUUCCUUCCUUUCUUCCAUUCUUCUCAUCUUGUCCCCAAAUCGAUCUCUCUUAUCCUUCUUCUGGCAGCGAUUACUUGGAAUCUAGCUGCCGAGUAAAUCGAGAUCCCUCGUGUCGCGAAGAUGCCGGCGUGGUGGAAAGGGAAGUCUAAGUCCAAGUCGAAGUCGACCUCCAGUCCUCGAACGAAGGAGCUGGAGACGCCGCGGACGCCGCUGGAGACGCCGCGGACGCCGCUGGGGACGCUUGACGACCAGGAUGAGCUGGUGAAGCGCGGAAAUAAGGAGAAAGAUAGUAUCUUUGACGAGCUGGUCUCUAGGAAGAGUGGGGGUCAUCCGCUUGUCGGCGGCGGCGGCGGCGGCAGGGGAGUAGGUGGAGCUGGGACGGGAUUUAUGUUUGGUCACCCUCUGCCGCUUCCUUCCGAGAUCUCUUUGCAGGGCGUGCCGGCGGGGUUAGCAUCAUAUUCAGUGUCGGCGUCAAGUAACUGCUCCUCUGGGUCGUCGGAUGAAAGGCCGGAUCUUGCAUCCUAUAGAAAUGAUGUGCAAAGGCACGAGCACGUGGCUGAAGACAGGCAAAUUUUCUCCCGCGGUCCAGUUUCAGAGCAUCCGGAUAGGGAAAAUGGUUAUCCUCAUGCCCAAACUUCCACAGAGACCAUAUUUAGUAGAAGGACUGCAAAUCCUUCCCCUGGUCUGAGAGGCUAUCGCUUUCCUACUUCACCUGUGCAUCCCAGUUCAUUUGGUUUAUUUCCAACGUCCCCAAACAGCUGGCAAGAUAAUUUACCCGGCCCACCUCAUCCUCUACCUCUUCCACCAAGUUCUCCCAGCAGUUCUCAUUCUCCAGCCUCCUCCUCUUCGCGCUCUCCGAAGACACAAUGGAAGAAAGGAAAAUUACUUGGCAGGGGUACUUUUGGUCAUGUCUACCUUGGAUUCAACAGUGAAAGUGGGCAGAUGUGUGCUAUCAAGGAGGUCAAAGAUAUUUCUGAUGAUGCAAAUUCCAAAGAAUCUCUUAAACAACUAAAUCAGGAAAUAGCUUUGCUUAGUCAGCUCUCACAUCCCAAUAUUGUGCAAUACUAUGGCAGUGAGCUGGUUGAAGACACACUAUCUGUCUUUCUUGAAUAUGUCUCUGGGGGUUCUAUGCACAAGAUACUUCAAGAAUAUGGUGCUUUUAGAGAAGCAUUGAUUCGCAACUACACAGCUCAAAUACUUUCUGGACUUGCCUACUUACACGGGAGAAAUACUGUACAUAGAGAUAUUAAAGGGGCAAACAUACUGGUAGAUCCUAAUGGUGAAAUCAAACUUGCUGAUUUUGGCAUGGCUAAACAUAUGGCUGCAUAUGCUUCAAUAAAAUCUUUCAAAGGAAGUCCUUACUGGAUGGCACCUGAGGUUAUCAUGAAUACCAGUGGUUAUGAUCUCUCAGUUGAUAUAUGGAGCCUGGGUUGUACAAUUAUUGAGAUGGCAACUUCCAAACCUCCUUGGAGCCAGUUUGAAGGGGUUGCUGCGAUAUUUAAAAUUGGCAAUAGUAAAGAUUUACCGGAAAUACCUGACCAUUUUUCUCCUGAAGGAAAGGAAUUCCUUAAGUUAUGCUUGCAGCGCGACCCAUCUGCACGCCCUUCAGCAGCUCUAUUGAUGCAUCACCCUUUUGUUAGAGACCAAGCAAUGACAAAGGCUCCUAAAUUUAAUUUGGUCAAAGAUGUGCCUCAUUAUAUCACCGAUGCAAGUCAAAUAACAGGCACUACUGAUUUUACUUCCAGUAGAAGCACUUCUCCUCUACCUGAUAGAGAUUAUAGCAUGAGACACUCAUCUGCAUUGCACUCGGCAUUGCCUUUUGCAUCGAAGAAUUCAAGGGAUUUACCAAGCAUGAGAAUGAACAUGUCUUUACCUGUCUCCCCCAGUUCGAGUCCAUUAAGGCAAUUCAAACAAUCUAACAGAAGUUGCUUGCCUUCUCCUCCCCAUCCGGCUUAUUCUCCUCCUCAUCCAGCUUAUUCAGCCGGAGCAGCCAACUACAGCCCAGUCAAUUUGUCAUUCUAUCCAACUAGGUCGAGUAACAACCUCCCAGAUCCUUGGCUCGACUCAAACCUGUUAAAGGCUCCAACUCCCUAUGGAUCUCCUCGAAGAUUGAGCAUGGGUUUGUAAAUGUCAAUUCUGAUGAUCUCCAGUUCAAUGAGAACUUUUGCUUGCAGGAUCGAGCGGGUCAAAAACCUACUCUAUGCAAUGUUAAACCACACUAGUCUUGUAAAGCUUGCUUGCUACUCAAGCAGCAUCCUGGGCGGUCGGUCUUCCAUUGUGAUCUUCUAGGCUCGAAAUGAUAUUUUUUGCAUACUA